Penaeus indicus is the source of this 594-nucleotide messenger RNA. RefSeq lists its product as uncharacterized. NCBI's taxonomy places the organism in Eukaryota, Metazoa, Arthropoda, Malacostraca, Decapoda, Penaeidae. The transcript is spliced from 2 exons. The coding region runs from base 1 to 594 and encodes 197 amino acids. The record is from RefSeq and is a predicted model, not a curated record.
AUGCAGGAAACCUACCGUCCGGCGACAGCUCAGAGCAGUGCGGAAGAGGACCCACGGCAGCCCACGGUCCCCGUCGCCGCGCAGGAACCGACAGCCGGCCGCGUACUCUCCGACGUGACGCAGGAGAAGGACCAACAGCAGCCUCCCAAGAAGGUGAGCAGUGAGCUCAGAAUCCCCAACACGUACGAGUUGGCCGACAAGAAGAAAGGCAAGCGCACCCUCGAGGCCCCCAAGGACAGCCAGCCGACGGCCAAGAAGCUCAAGGUGCCGGCCGAAGAGGCACAGAAGGCUCUCCCCCAGGCGCCCGAGGAGGCCGCUGAUCAGGGACAGAAGCCUCUCCCUCAGGCGCCCAAGGUGCCCGCCGAAGAGGGACAGAAGCCUCUCCCUCAGGCGCCCAAGGUGCCCGCCGAAGAGGGACAGAAGCCUCUCCCUCAGGCGCCCAAGGAGGCCGCCGGUCAGAAACAGAAACCUCCCAAGAUGCCGAAGGUGAACUUCCUGACGUACGAUCGAGAGACACAGAGAAAGGUGCAGAAUUACCUCAGGAAGUACAGGAGGAAGUAUACUGUGGCGGAAACCCCGCAGCCAAGCAACUGA